This is a messenger RNA of Syngnathus acus (greater pipefish), 1928 nucleotides long. RefSeq names its product DPY30 domain containing 2 (gene dydc2). The record is from RefSeq and is a predicted model, not a curated record. The transcript has 7 exons. Lineage: Eukaryota; Metazoa; Chordata; Actinopteri; Syngnathiformes; Syngnathidae. The coding region runs from base 84 to 1805 and encodes 573 amino acids.
AUCUCUGUGAGGGGCAGCUGCUGCUGACGCUGACGUACCACAGCCUGAAAUCGGAGGCGUCGCUCCUCCACGGCAGUCAAAACAUGGAUUCCGAGUUCGUCAAGACUCAUCUGGGUUCAUGUCUGGCAGAGGGGCUUGCUGAAGUGGUAGAGCAGCGCCCCAUGGACCCCAUCCAGUUUUUGGCUCACUGGCUGUACAAAUACAACUCCAACGUUGAAUAUGAAGAAAAGAAACAGACCCGGUUGGCACUUAUGGAGAAGGAAAGAGCUAAAGCCGGCGAGAAGGACACCAAAAAGGAUGCUGGGAAGGACGCCGAGAAGGAGCCAGCUGUAAAACUCUCUAAAACGGAGCCUACAGGACCAGAAGAUCAUGUGGGAGCCACACACGAACCUGUGAGCGACCCCCAUGAGCAAGAAACCCAACAGCAAAGUGGACUUCUGGAACAUGAUCAGGAGGUGAAGACGACUAAUAACGGAACUGCUCCAGUUGUCUCUCCGCGGACCGACGUCAUCCAGCAGGACCAGCCCGAAGUGGAGAAAUCCCGAGAGGAGAACGUGAAGGACGAGAAUGCUGAAUCUGCAAGGAUGGAAUCCUCUCCAUCUGAGGCAUCCCAGAUUGAAACCACACCAGCUGGGACCUCUCAUACAGAAUCUUCACAGAUAGAGUCUGCAGAAAUGAAAUCCACCCAAGUUAAGUCCAUGCAAGGAGAAGCUAAGCAGGGGGAGUCCUGGCAGGUUGAUACGUCCCAGACAGAGUCUAUAGAAUCCAUCCAGGCUGAGACCUACCAAGCAGAUAUCCCAGACAAGUCCUCCCAGGCUGAGGCCUCCAAUGUGGAAUCAACACAAGUUGAGAGCUCCCAGGCAGAGGAUGUGGAUUUGGGGUCCACGCCAGGGGAGUCUGCGCAGGCCAAGUCCAUGCAAUCGGAAUCUUCUCCAGCUGAGAGCUACUACUCAGACUCUACAAAAGCUGAGACCUCCCAGGUUGAGUCUGCACAGGUGGAGUUCACACCAGAGGCAUCUGCACAGGCAGAGUCCACUCCGGCUGAAUUCACCCAAGUUCAGAGCCCCCGGGUGCAGUCUGGGCAGGUGGAGUCCAUGCAAUCGGAAUCUUCUCUAGCUGAGAGCUACUACCCAGACUCUGCACAAGCUGAGACCUCCCAGGUUGAAUCUGCCCAGGUGGAGUUCACAUCAGGAGCAUCUGCGCAAGCAGAGUCCACUCCGGCUGAAUUCACCCAAUUUCAGAGCCCCCGGGUGCAGUCUACACAGGGCGAGUCCGUGCAGAAGGAGUCCACACUGGUGGACUCUGUGCAGGAUGAGACCUCUCAAGCUAAAGUCUCCCACAUGGAAUCUGAACAAGCUGAGACCUCUCAUCCCAAGUCUGCAGAGAUGGAAUCUCCAACGGUGGACCUAGCUCAGUCUGAGACCGCCAUUUCCGAGUCCUUUGAAGCUGAAGUCUCUGACAUUGAAUCCAAACACAUUGAGACCUCAGAGUCUGCACUGGUGGACUCCUUAAUACUGGAGUCUACGCAGGUCCAGAAUCCAAGUGUGGAGUCCACAGAGGCUGAGUCCUCUCAAGUUGAGUGUGCUAAGUCCGAGUCUAUGCAGGUGGAGUCAAAGUUGGAGGCGCCUACGCAGGCUGAGGCUCCGCAGGUUGAGGCCCCCCAGAUUCAACUAACUGAGUCCAACCCAGUCCCGGCGGUUGACAACCAGUUGGCAAAAACUGAAGAGGUGACCCCUGAUUCAAAUUCAACAGCAGUUGUUCAAGGCUCGGAAGAGGUAGUAACAGAACAGCAGAAAAAUGACUAAAUCGCUGCUUGAGGGUCCACUGAUGAACAAUUUUUGAAUAUCCUACAUUCAUCAUUGCAUAUGAGCCUAUAUAAAAAAAAUGCCCUCUGAAAUAUUCAAAUAAACAUUAUGUACUUGAAACAA